CUUUUCCCUCUUUCAAAUUUUCUUCCACACAGAUACUACAUUCUUCUCCGACUCACUCCACUCUAGUAGCAUCACCAUCGCUAUUUCACCUCUUCCUUUCUCACAGAUGGCAAAGGGUUCCGCUAGUAACAACUAUGAAGAAGCUAGAAAACUAAGACUUGAAGAGAACAAGAAGAGGUUUCAGGAUUUAGGAAUUUUGACAAUAUCGAAAAAGUUGACUGAAAUCGCAAGUCCAGCAAAGAAGUCCGCGAAUCAUAUUUACAGACCGAAAUCAAAGACCAUUGUUGUAGCGGAACCUAGGCGUUCUUCUCGUGCAAGAAACCCAGUUCCUUCGUAUCGUGAAGAGUUUGGCACAGACCUUCCGAAUCUCCGGAAGAGGUCGGGGUCGAGGUCAUUUCCAUCAUCAUGGGAAAGUUACAUUGCAAGGCCACUAGACGAAAUCAAAGUAGCUACAAGUCAAGAAAGAAAUCAUGCUUUGGAGGCUGCAGAGGCACUCCAAAUCAAUUUGAACUCUUCGAAACCAUCUUUUGUCAAGUCUAUGGUCCGGUCUCAUGUUUAUAGCUGUUUUUGGUUGGGUCUUCCUAGUAGAUUUUGUGAAGAACAUCUUCCGAAAACAGUGUAUAACAUGGUUUUAGAGAAUGAAGAAGGAUCAGAAUAUGAGGCUGUUUACAUUGGCAAAAGAGCUGGGCUUAGUGGUGGCUGGAGAGCAUUUGCAUUGGAACAUAAGUUGGAUGAUGGCGAUGCACUUGUUUUUGAAUUGGUUGAACCUGCAAGAUUUAAGAUUUAUAUUGUUAGAGCAUUUCCAGAUGUAUAUGAAGAAGAGGAAGAAGAGAAAGAAGAGAAAGAAGAAGAAAACAACACUUUGGUGGAAGAAGAAGAUAUGCAUACACUCAAAGCAACAAAAGAAUCAUCUAAGGCUGCCAAUAAUCGCGAAUCAGAACCAAAGACUAAAAAGCAAAAACUUGCCAUUGUACGUGAAACUAAGGAAUCAAAGAGUUCUGAAGAAAGUCUGUUUGAAAGUAGCAUUGAGAAAGAUGUUAAACCACAGAGGGCAAAUACGAGUAGAAAAACUAAAUCAUCUCAGAAAAAAAUGCCAAAGAAGUCUGAACUACCUAUCACUCCUGAUUCUGAAGCAAAAAUUGAAACACCGAAACCAAAGGCAACUUCUAUAAGGAACACUAGAUCUUCUCAGAGAAUAAUGCAAAAGAUAUCUGAAGCAUCUACUACUCUUGAACCGAAAGAGGAAGCACAAGUUGAAGCUACGAAGAAAGAACUUGUUCAGCAUGAUGAUAUUAAGUUAAAGAAAGUUGGAAGACCUCGAAAAAACCCAGCUCCUUAAAACCCAGUCUCUAAGUUACUGGUUAAAAGGUUGUUAUGAAAUGCAGAUAUAGACUUUAAAUUGUAUUAAAUGUUUUAUGAAGACAACAGUGUUGCACUUUUAGACAUGUUAGAUGUGCAAGCACCUCUUGUUACCUUAUUAAGGAGAAUGCUGCUCUUUGAUAUUUAUCAGCAAGUGUCCGAUUGUUAGCUUUAGAGAUAAUUUAAGAACAAGGAACUUUUAUUCAA
Molecule: messenger RNA, 1566 nt
Organism: Vicia villosa (hairy vetch)
Lineage: Eukaryota; Viridiplantae; Streptophyta; Magnoliopsida; Fabales; Fabaceae
Product: putative B3 domain-containing protein At5g58280
Exons: 8
Coding region: 107-1339 (410 amino acids)
Molecular function (GO): DNA binding
Source: RefSeq, a predicted model, not a curated record